This is a messenger RNA of Acanthoscelides obtectus, 1416 nucleotides long. The record is from the annotation of a GenBank genome assembly. Lineage: Eukaryota; Metazoa; Arthropoda; Insecta; Coleoptera; Chrysomelidae.
AUGAUCUGCAAGGUAUGGUGGGGCUCCGAUCAAAAGAUCGCAAUAUUAUUCUUCAGAUCAUAUGUUAGAUCUAUCCUUGAUUAUGGCAGCAUAUUCUAUGGCUCUGCCAGUAAAAAUCUCCUUCAUGUGCUAGAUAUAACUCAGAAUAAAUUUCUCAGGAAAUGUCUUGGAGCAAUGCAAUCGUCACCAGUCGGACCUUUGCGAGCAGAAGCACAGGAGCCUCCUUUACAUCUUCGAAGGCAAAUGUUAUCUAGCAGAUUUCUACUUAAGGUACAACACGCGGACAGCCACUUACUCAGCAAAAUUCAUCGUCUAAACACCAUGGACUUGACAUGCAAAUAUUGGACCAAAAGAAACUCUCCGCCUCUAUGCAGUGCCAUACAAUAUGCCAACAGAAUACAACUAACCUCUCAUAGCCAACGAUUGAUCCAAGAUAUAAGUUACUUUCAUUUACUAUCAGGAUUUGAUGUUAGAGUACCAGCUUACAAGCAACAACCACACCACAUUCAGAACCUACUUCGAGAAGUGCAGAGUAAAUUAGCAGGUGAUGUAUUCAUUUACACCGAUGCAUCGAAGUCGGAGUCAGGAACGGGAUGCGCUCAUUAUAUUCCUUCAAUAGAUAUUUUUUCCAUGUUUAAACUACCAAAUGAAUUCACGAUUUUUUCUGCAGAAGCUAUUGCUAUAUUCCAGGCCCUACAGUUUGUAGAGGACCACAAUCUUGGUAACACGUCUAUAUUCUCGGACUCCCUCUCUGUUGUCAGUAGUUUAAAAAACGGCAGUCCUUUCGAUAUGCAAAAUAUACACUUAUUCAACAUAAGAUGGAAAAUAAGUCAGCUAAAACAACGAGGCCUCAGGAUUACACUAGUUUGGGUGAAGGCCCACUCUGGGAUAAUACACAACGAAAAAGCUGACGAUCUAGCAAAGAUGAGUAUAACAUCUGGAACUAAGCUGGACAUACCCUUAAGCAUGCAAGACAAUCGAGUGAUACUUAAAGGUAAUUUGCUCAAGCGAUGGCGCAGUGAAUGGAUAGAAUACUGUUUUACUAAUCCUACAAGAUACAACCUCAUACACCCUAGCCUGCCACGAGGAUACUGGCACGAAAAUUUCAAAAUACCCAGAAAAUAUAUUUCUUGCAUCACCCGUGCGAAAAUAGGACAUGGUGUUUUUCCAUCACACCUUGCAAGAUUGAAUUUGGUCCCAUCUGCACUGUGCGAUGUUUGUGAAGUUUAUGGUGACUUGGAUCACUGUUUCUUUGGUUGCGCUAAAUUCCUGGAUCACUGCAAUGCACUCUACUCCGAUUUGGUGAAAUCUGGCAUAUCUGCCCCCCUAAAUACAUCUCAUGUAUUUUCGCUAGGUAGAUCUGAUGUGAUCAUUCUCGUUGUUAAAUUUAUCAGAAAUUCUGGCAUCAAAAUAUAA